Chrysochloris asiatica (Cape golden mole) is the source of this 662-nucleotide messenger RNA. It is a transcript of the gene PPIF, whose product is annotated as peptidylprolyl isomerase F. Gene Ontology annotation, biological process: cellular response to hydrogen peroxide; protein folding; protein peptidyl-prolyl isomerization. NCBI's taxonomy places the organism in Eukaryota, Metazoa, Chordata, Mammalia, Afrosoricida, Chrysochloridae. Gene Ontology annotation, cellular component: mitochondrion. The record is from RefSeq and is a predicted model, not a curated record. Gene Ontology annotation, molecular function: peptidyl-prolyl cis-trans isomerase activity. The transcript is spliced from 6 exons. The coding region runs from base 43 to 660 and encodes 205 amino acids.
UCUCUGCUCGCUGCCUGUCCCUCGCCCCGGCCCGCGCCCGCGAUGCUGGCGCUGCGCUGCAGCCCUCGCCUACUCGGCCUGCUCUCCGUCCCACGCCUCUCGCCGCUGUGCCAGCCCGCUGCCCGCGCCUGCAGCAGCAAUGCCCGCGCUCAGUCCUCGUCCUCCGGAAACCCGCUCGUGUACCUGGAGGUGGGCGCCGACGGUCAGCCGCUCGGCCGCGUGGUGCUGGAGCUAAAGGCAGAUGUUGUGCCAAAAACCGCAGAAAACUUCAGAGCCCUGUGUACUGGCGAGAAGGGUUUUGGCUACAAAGGCUCGACCUUCCACAGGGUGAUCCCAUCCUUCAUGUGCCAGGCAGGUGACUUCACGAACCACAAUGGCACAGGUGGGAAGUCUAUCUAUGGGAGCCGCUUUCCUGAUGAGAACUUCACGCUAAAGCACGUGGGACCUGGUGUCCUCUCCAUGGCGAAUGCAGGCCCCAACACCAAUGGUUCCCAGUUCUUCAUUUGCACCAUGAAGACAGACUGGCUGGAUGGCAAACAUGUUGUGUUCGGCCACGUCAAAGAGGGCAUGGAUGUCGUGAAGAAGAUAGAAUCUUUUGGCUCCAAGAGUGGGAAGACAUCCAAGAAGAUUGUUAUCACAGACUGCGGCCAGCUGAGCUAACC